AUGGCAUCUCGCCGCCCACGGACUUUGCUGCUCACCCUCGACGCCUUCGACACCAUCUUCCACCCCCGUCAGCCCGUCCCAGAGCAAUACGCCGCAGCUGCCGACGCCUUCGGUCUUCCCCGCUCCACCAUCACCCCCGAACGCCUCGCAGCAGCCUUUAAAUCCACAUUCAAAGCCCAAUCAAAAGCCUACCCCAACUAUGGCCGAGAAUAUGUCCUGCGCGGCCAGUACGGCGGGCCCAGGCAGUGGUGGGAGGAAGUCAUCCGGGGCAGUUUCUCGCGCGCGAUGACAGGAGACUCAGAACAAUUCGGCGUCAACAACGAAAUUCCCCCCGCGCUGGUCACGUAUCUCGUAGAACGCUUCGCAAGCUCGGAGGGGUAUGCGCUCUUUGAUGACGUGGAACCGUUCCUGGCGGCUGUGCGGGAGAUUAAGAGCCGGAAACGAGGGUCUGUGUUCGAUCGCGUGCUGCUGGGCGUGAUCUCAAACUCGGAUGAUCGUGUCCCUGCUGUGCUGAAGUCGCUGGGUCUACGGGUGGGCCAUGUGCGGGCUGACCAGGGGGUGGAGAGUAGACGGCUUCCUGGGUUUGAGACGGAUGGUGCGGUGGGGUCCCCGAGUCGAAGCAAGGAUGGGGAUGAGCAAGUUCGUCAGGUCGACGAUGUUGAUCUCGUUAUCACCAGCUACGAGGCAGGGGAGGAGAAACCGAGCCGAGUCAUCUUCGACGUAGCGCGGAGGCAGGCGCAGCGUUUAGCUCACGGCGCUGACGAUGCGGAUAGCGACUGGGUCUGUAUGCAUGUUGGCGAUGACGUCGACAAAGAUUACCACGCUGCCUUGAGCGUUGGUUGGGAUGGCUACUACAUUCCUCGCGGUGAUACCGCUCAUGAUACCCAUGGAGUCAAGACCAUCCACUCGUUGCUGGACUUGAUUCCCACGAUUGAAACAUACAGAUGA
Molecule: messenger RNA, 948 nt
Organism: Aspergillus clavatus NRRL 1
Lineage: Eukaryota; Fungi; Ascomycota; Eurotiomycetes; Eurotiales; Aspergillaceae
Product: putative haloacid dehalogenase-like hydrolase
Exons: 1
Coding region: 1-948 (315 amino acids)
Source: RefSeq, a predicted model, not a curated record